CACCUUACUUCCGGACUGUGCGUUCCACAUACAGGAAGUGAGUUUUCAUCGACUGCUGCAGCCUCCCAGUGUCCGUGGAGAUCAGGAACUCCAGCUGUGGGGAACGGAGUCUUUAUUACACAUCACACGUUCUGUAUUAUCUCUGAUUGACCGAGGAUGGACAAGAACAGGAGUCACAGGACUGAGAGUAUAAUAAAAAUCACCCUGGAGAUCAUCUACCUGCUUACUGGGGAGGAUUACACAGUAGUGAAGAAGACAUCCAGUGAGUGUGAGAUACUCAACAGCCAUCCCCGUGUGUCAGGAGGACUGAGUAGAACCCAGAGCCCAAUCACGGUGCCUCCACCUGACUCACUGACACAUGAGAGACACAAUGACCAAAAGAUCCUGGAACUCACCAACAAGAUCAUUCAGCUGCUGACUGGAGAGGAGGUGGAGUGUAUAGAGGAACACAGGGGUCUGUACAAGGACGUGAUGAUGGAGAAUCACCGGCCCCACACAUCACUGGAAGGACCCAGUAACAGAGAUACCCCAGAGAGAUGUCCCCGUCCUCUGUAUUCCCAGGACUGUACAGAGGAGAAUCACAGGAUCCCACAGGAGGAUCAGGGUGAAGCCCAAUUAAAUAAUAUUAAAAUCAAAGAUACAGAGGGAGAAGAAGAGACAUGUGUGACUGAUAUAAAGGCAGAAGAUACAGAGGGAGAAGAAGAGACGUAUGUGACUGAUAUAAAGGCAGAAGAUAUAGAUGGAGAAGAAGAGACGUAUGUGACUGAUAUAAAGGCAGAAGAUAUAGAGGGAGAUGAAGAGACGUAUGUGACUGAUAUAACGGCAGAAGAUAUAGAUGGAGAAGAAGAGACGUAUGUGACUGAUAUAAAGGCAGAAGAUAUAGAGGGAGAAGAAGAGAUGUAUGUGACUGAUAUAAAGGCAGAAGAUACAGAGGGAGAAGAAGAGACGUAUGUGACUGAUAUAAAGGCAGAAGAUAUAGGGGGAGAAGAAGAGACGUAUGUGACUGAUAUAAAGGCAGAAGAUUUAGGGGGAGAAGAAGAGACGUAUGUGACUGAUAUAAAGGCAGAAGAUACAGAAGGAGAAGAAGAGACGUAUGUGACUGAUAUAAAGGCAGAAGAUAUAGAGGGAGAAGAAGAGAUGUAUGUGACUGAUAUAAAGGCAGAAGAUAUAGAGGGAGAAGAAGAGACGUAUGUGACUGAUAUGAAGGCAGAAGAUACAGAGGGAGAAGAAGAGACGUAUGUGACUGAUAAAAAGGCAGAAGAUAUAGAUGGAGAAGAGGAGACGUAUGUGACUGAUAUAAAAGCAGAAGAUACAGAGGGAGAAGAAGAGACAUAUGUGACUGAUAUAAAGGCAGAAGAUAUAGAGGGAGAAGAAGAGACGUAUGUGACUGAUAUAAAGGCAGAAGAUAUAGAGGGAGAAGAAGAGACGUAUGUGACUGAUAUAAAGGCAGAAGAUAUAGAGGGAGAAGAAGAGACAUAUGUGACUGAUAUAAAGGCAGAAGCUAUAGAGGGAGAAGAAGAGACGUAUGUGACUGAUAUGAAGGCAGAAGAUAUUGCGGGAGAAGAAGAAACGUAUGUGACUGAUAUGAAGGCAGAAGAUACAGAGCGAGAAGAAGAGACGUAUGUGACCGAUAUAAAGACAGAAGAUAUAGAGGGAGAAGAAGAGACGUAUGUGACUGAUAUAAAGGCAGAAGAUACAGAGGGAGAAGAAGAGACGUAUGUGACUGAUAUAGAGACAGAAGAUACUGAGGAAGAAGAAGAGACGUAUCUGAAGGGUGAUCAGCAGUGUGAGGAGGAGGAGAUCCCUACAGAUAUCAGCACAGCAGGUGGACACACAAGCAGGAAUAUCUCAGAAGGACAUCUAAUGUUAUCCCCGGAUUGUGACAUAAAAGAUAAUGACAGUAUACAGGAUUCUCCAGGAGAUAACCCCAUUACCCCAAUGAUACAUCCAGCUCUAUCAGCUGGUCCUUCUGAUCCUGGGAAGUGUUCUCCUGAUCACUCUGAUAUUGGUGCAUCUGUUACAGCUCUGAGAGUAGAUACAGUGAUUCCCUGUUCUAUAGAUGCCAAAUGUUUUACACAGAACACAAAGCGUAUUAACCCACACACAGGUAAGGAAGGUGAGAGGCCACUGAUAUGUUCAGAGUGUGGGAAAUCUUUUGCAUGGAAAUCACAUCUUGUUAGACAUCAGAGAAGUCACACAGGCGAGAGGCCAUUUUCUUGCUCUGAGUGUGGGAAAUGUUUUGCACACAAAUCACAACUUGUUAGACAUCAGCGAAGUCACACAGGUGAGAGGCCAUUUCCAUGUUCUGAGUGUGGGAAAUGUUUUGUAAGUAAAUCACAUCUUAUUAAUCAUGAGAGAAGUCACACAGGUGAGAGGCCAUUUUCUUGCUCUGAGUGUGGGAAAUGUUUUGCACUCAAAUUAGAUCUAGUUAGACAUCAGAGAAGUCACACAGGUGAGAAGCCAUUUUUUUGCUCUGAGUGUGGGAAAUGUUUUGCACUCAAAUCAGUUCUUGUUAGACAUCAGAGAAGUCACACAGGUGAGAAGCCAUUUUCUUGCUCGGAGUGUGGGAAAUGUUUUGCACAGAAAUCACAUCUUAUUAAUCAUGAGAGAAGUCACACAGGUGAGAAGCCAUUUUCUUGCUCGGAGUGUGGGAAAUGUUUUGCACAGAAAUCACAUCUUGUUAUACAUCAGAAAAGUCACACAGGUGAGAAUCCAUUUUCUUGCUCUGAGUGUGGGAAAUGUUGUCUAACAAGAUGUGAUUUACUUACACAUCACAGAAGUCACACAGGUGAGAGGCCAUUUCCAUGUUCUGAGUGUGGGAAAUGUUUUACAUAUAAAUCAUAUCUUGUUAGACAUGAGAGAAGUCACACAGGUGAGAAGCCGUAUUCCUGUUCUGAGUGUGGGAAAUGUUUUGCAUAUAAAUCAGCUUUUGUUACACAUCAGAGAAGUCACACAGGUGAGAAGCCGUAUUCCUGUUCUGAGUGUGGGAAAUGUUUUGCACACAAAUCACAUUUAGUUAUACAUCAGAGAAAUCACACAGGUGAGAUGCCAUUUUCCUGUUCUGAGUGUGGGAAAUGUUUUGCAUGCAAAUCAUAUUUUGUUAUACAUCAGAGAAGUCACACAGGUGAGAAGCCGUAUUCCUGUUCUGAGUGUGGGAAAUGUUUUGCACACAAAUCAUGUUUAGUUAUACAUCAGAGAAGUCACACAGGUGAGAAGCCGUAUUCCUGUUCUGAGUGUGGGAAAUGUUUUGCACACAAAUCACAUUUAGUUAUACAUCAGAGAAAUCACACAGGUGAGAUGCCAUUUUCCUGUUCUGAGUGUGGGAAAUGUUUUGCAUGCAAAUCAUAUUUUGUUAUACAUCAGAGAAAUCACACAGGUGAGAUGCCAUUUUCCUGUUCUGAGUGUGGGAAAUGUUUUGCACGCAAAUCAUAUUUUGUUAUACAUCAGAGAAGUCACACAGGUGAGAAGCCGUAUUCCUGUUCUGAGUGUGGGAAAUGUUUUGCACACAAAUCACAUUUAGUUAUACAUCAGAGAAGUCACACAGGUGAGAAGCCGUAUUCCUGUUCUGAGUGUGGGAAAUGUUUUGCACACCAAUCACAUUUAGUUAUACAUCAGAGAAAUCACACAGGUGAGAAGCCAUUUUCCUGUUCUGAGUGUGGGAAAUGUUUUGCACGCAAAUCAUAUUUUGUUAUACAUCAGAGAAGUCACACAGGUGAGAUGCCAUUUUCCUGUUCUGAGUGUGGGAAAUGUUUUUCAUCGACAUCACAUCUUGUUAGACAUCAGAGGAGUCACACAGGUGAGAAGCCAUUUUCCUGUUCUGAGUGUGGGAAAUGUUUUGCACGGAAAUCAGUUCUUGUUAAACAUCAGCGAUUUCACAGAUGAGAAGCCAUUUUCAUGCUGUGAGAGAAAUAAAUCUGCUCUUGUUGAACAUAUUAGACAUUACCCAAAUACGGAACCAUUUACAUCUUCUGGAGUAUA
Molecule: messenger RNA, 3978 nt
Organism: Pseudophryne corroboree (corroboree frog)
Lineage: Eukaryota; Metazoa; Chordata; Amphibia; Anura; Myobatrachidae
Product: zinc finger protein 615-like
Exons: 8
Coding region: 157-3882 (1241 amino acids)
Biological process (GO): regulation of DNA-templated transcription
Molecular function (GO): RNA polymerase II cis-regulatory region sequence-specific DNA binding; DNA-binding transcription factor activity, RNA polymerase II-specific
Source: RefSeq, a predicted model, not a curated record